Molecule: messenger RNA, 1353 nt
Organism: Humulus lupulus (European hop)
Lineage: Eukaryota; Viridiplantae; Streptophyta; Magnoliopsida; Rosales; Cannabaceae
Product: beta-carotene isomerase D27, chloroplastic
Exons: 6
Coding region: 193-1005 (270 amino acids)
Molecular function (GO): iron ion binding
Source: RefSeq, a predicted model, not a curated record
UCUUCCCAUGGAGACCAAAACGAACUCAGGCUCUGCCGAGUGCCAACCACACGCCAUUUCAUAUCAUCAUCACCGACUCACCAUAGCCAUUUCAGUACACUCAAACGCAGACCCAAUACACCAAAAACCACCACAUUUCACUCCAUCCCCAGCUACCAUUUUUUCUUUGUAUGGUAAAAGAGACCAAUUUUCAUGGUGGUUCUAAGCUUCCAAGCCGUCCAGUUUGUUCCGCCUCAGCUUCCCAAAAGCCACCCAUUGAGUAGUACCAAAUCAAGAGGUAGCCAUUACGGCGGCGGUGGCGUGGUGCGGUGUGGGAUAGCGGAGCCGUCGGGAAAGCCGGCUCCUUUCGGUGAGAAAACCAAAUACAAUGAUGGGUUUUUGGAGAGGGCUUUCAUGACUCUCUUUGCUCGCAAAAUGGGCAAAUUCGCUGCUCCGCCGAAGGAAAAAACAGAGAGCCGAAAGGGGUUUUGGGAUUAUGACUACGACAGCUUUGUUGAGGUUUCUAAGAGAGUUAUGCAAGGAAGGUCUCGGCUGCAGCAGCAGGAGGUGGUUCGUGAGGUCCUCUUGUCUAUGCUGCCCCCAGGUGCGCCUGCUCAGUUCAGGAAAUUAUUUCCACCAACCAGGUGGGCUGCAGAGUUCAAUGCAGCAUUAACUGUUCCUUUUUUUCAUUGGCUAGUUGGACCUUCUGAGGUUAUAGAAGUUGAGGUCAAUGGGGUGAAGCAAAGAAGUGGAGUCCUUAUAAAAAAGUGCAGGUACUUGGAGAAUAGUGGUUGUGUUGGAAUGUGUGUGAAUAUGUGCAAGAUUCCAACCCAAGAUUUCUUCACCAAUGAUUUUGGCCUUCCUUUGACCAUGACACCAAAUUUUGAAGAUAUGAGUUGUGAGAUGGCUUACGGUCAAGUUCCACCCCCAUUUGAGGAGGAUCCGGUGUCCAAACAGCCAUGUUUUUCUGAUAUAUGCUCCAUGGCGAAUCCCAACUCCAGCAUCUGUCACAAGUUACAAGCUUGAGAAUUUAUAUAAAUAUAUAUAUAUAUAUAUAUAUAUAAAUAUAUACUCUUUUUGGUUCAAUCAUAAUACCAACACAGAUAUAUCUCAACAAUAUGUACAUGUCAUUGAAGUUCAUCCCAAGCUGUUUUAUCCAUGUUUUGUAUAUCUCACACAAUGACCUCAUUUAGGAAAAUGAAUCAGGGACCAGUAGAGCAUCAUAUAGAUUAAUAUAUAUAUAUAUAUAUAUAUAUGCAUAAUUGAUGAAAAAUGUUGUGCUUGAUUAAGCUAUUUAUGCUAUAAAUUAUACCAUUGAUUUUUUUACUUUAUAUCCCAAAAAACAUGGAGUUGAUCACGAAGGAUUUUGUGGAA